ACACACUCACGUACCCUGGAGGAAUGCUCUCUGUACAUGUCUAUGCCUCCAUAUCUCAACUUUUAAACACUGGCAAUCGGGAAGUGGAAGAAGAGAGAGCGUGAGAGUGAGUGAGAAAAAGAGGAAGGGAGAGAGGGAGAGAGAGUGUGCGUGGGAGAGAGAGAGAGCGUCUCAACAGCAGAACAACAGAAAGUCUCAGAAAGACUUUGGAAGAGAAGAGAGCUCAACACACACACACACACACAGACAGACUAAUACUUGAGCUUCUCAUCUCCUCACAGAGUUCUUGCACACACCUGUGCUCAUUCAGUAAAGCACACUUCAGAGACCUGGAAGGUAUCUGUGGGUUGGCUGAUGGUCAGUUGGAGCACGUGCAUAUCAGCAGUAUAGUGAGGAGUCGCUCCUCCACCCGUGCCAUGGAUCAUAGGAGACGUCCCACGGUGGCUCCUUACUGCAGCGCUGGGUUAGGACAGCCCUCUCUCCUGAGGUGGACACUCACACUCACACACUGACUCAGGUGUCAAACUGAAGACACCACUCGCGUGUCUCUGGACUCCCAUCUGGACUUUGCCUGGAGUUUUUUUUUUUUUUAUCCACAUUUGGACAUUGAUUGGGCUCACUUAUUUUUGUUUUGUUUGGUUUGGUUUCACCUCCUGUGAAAAUGGCCAAAAGUCGGCACAUUUACCAGAGUCCGACUCACGUCACUGUGGGCCACUGGAAGAAGCCAGCCAGAACCUCAGAUUUAUUUGAAAUGAUUGAGAGAAUGCAGGGCAACAGAAUGGAUGAACAGAGAUGUACCCUUCCGCCCCCGCUCAAAACAGAGGAAGACUACAUUCCUUAUCCCAGCGUCCAUGAGGUGCUCGGCAGAAAGAGCCCCUUCCCCCUGAUCCUGCUACCCCAGUUCGGCGGAUACUGGAUCGAGGGGACCAAUCAUGAGCUGAGGAGCGGCAGCGGUGGAGACCCUGAGCAGCUCCUGUCUCCCACGUCGCACGUCAAACUGGAGAGCAACACCACCGCCAAGAUCUACAGGAAGCAGUUCCUGGGCAAGGAGCACUUUAAUUACUACACGGUGGACAGCGCCCUCGGCCACCUGGUGUUCUCUGUGAAGUAUGACGUCAUCGGUGACCAGGAGCACCUUCGGCUCAUGCUCAGAACUAAAUUGAAAACGUACCAUGAUGUGAUCCCAAUAUCGUGCCUGACAGAGUUCCCCAAUGUGGUCCAGAUGGCCAAGCUUGUCUGUGAAGAAGUGAACGUGGAUCGUUUUUUCCCAGUGCUUUACCCAAAGGCUUCAAGGCUUAUAGUCACCUUUGAUGAACAUGUCAUCAGCAACAACUUCAAGUUUGGUGUCAUCUACCAGAAAUUCGGACAGACCUCGGAAGAAGAGCUCUUCGGAAACAAUGAGGAGAGCCCGGCCUUUGUGGAGUUCUUAGAAUUUAUCGGCCAGAAGAUCGAGCUGCAUGACUUCAAAGGUUUCCGUGGAGGGUUGGAUGUGACGCAUGGACAGACGGGGACUGAGUCGAUCUACACCAACUUUCACAACAAGGAGAUUAUGUUCCAUGUGUCCACCAAGCUCCCGUACACGGAAGGGGACACGCAGCAGCUGCAGCGGAAGAGACACAUCGGGAACGACAUCGUCGCCGUGAUGUUCCAGGACGAGAACACGCCCUUCGUGCCCGACAUGAUUGCCUCCAACUUCCUGCAUGCCUACGUCGUGGUGCAGGUGGAGAACCCCUGCUCAGACAACGUGCUAUACAAGGUGUCAGUAACAGCCAGGGACGACGUCCCGUUCUUCGGCCCCGCGUUGCCAGACCCGGCCGUCUUUAGGAAAGGACCGGAGUUUCUCGAGUUCCUGCUCACCAAGCUCAUCAACGCGGAGUAUGCGUGCUACAAGGCUGAGAAGUUUGCCAAGCUAGAGGAGCGCACAAGGACAGCCCUGCUGGAGACUCUGUAUGAGGAGCUGCACAUCAAUAGCCAGGCCAUGAUGGGGCUGGGCGGCGAGGAGGAGAAGCUGGAGAAUGGCAGCGGGGGAGGAGGGGGCUUCUUCGAGUCCUUCAAGCGGGUGAUCCGCAGCAGAAGCCAGUCAAUGGACGCCAUGGGCCUCAGUAGCAAGAAGCCGCCCACAGUCUCCACUAGUCACAGCGGAAGCUUUAUCCACAGCCUACCAGAGACCCCCAAAGUCCCUGUGCUAUCAUUGCUUGUCCCAGGGAAAAGUCCCAGUAAAUAUGGACGUCGAGGCAGCGCCAUAGGCAUAGGAACGAUAGAAGAGUCUCUUAUCAUUCCGGGGAAAAGCCCGACCCGGAAGAAGUCGGGUCCCUUCAGCUCCCGAAGGAGCAGUGCCAUCGGUAUUGAGAACAUCCAGGAGGUGCAGGAGCGAAGGCUUGCAGCGGUGUGGUCAGAGGACAGGACAGUGCUGUGUGUGGCUCUGCCCUCUGUCAGACUGAGGAUUAGGAGGCUAAGCAUCGACCAUUCAAACAGGGAGUGCUCUCCAAGUACACAGAAAACCCCUGACAGCGGCCAUGCCUCCCAGGACCCCAAGUCAGACAAUUCCUCCAGUCAGAGUUCACCUGAGGUGGUCACAGCCAAGAACAGUUCUGCCCUGUGCUGCAGGGCGCCAUCCAUCCCAGAGGCACAGGACCUGUCACGCUCCUCGUCUAAUGCCAGCAGCUUCGCCAGUGUAGUGGAGGAGACCGAGGCCGCCGAGGACUAUGACACGGGCAUGGAGAGCCUGUCAUCUGCUGGGACGCCACAUAAGAGGGACUCAUUCACAUACAGCACAUGGCUGGAGGACAGCGGGAGCAGUACCAACACGGCCAGCAGGGGGAACUCUCCUGCAUCCAAUAGGAAUCAGCCUCCUGAGGCUGGGAAGGGCCCCGAUGCCAAGACAGAUGUUCGCAUCAAACUGGAACGACCACACAACCACAAAUCGCCAUCGUCAUCAAACUGCUAGCCUCUCCCACCCGAUUGCUUCAUGGAUGUCCUUCCACAGCAUUCCCAUAAGAAACACCCCCUCAAGGAGACAAGGCGCGCUCGAGUCUUUGCCGUAACCAAUGACGACAACGAUAAUGAGGAAGAUGCCAGCCAGCUGACGGCAUGAGAAGCCUGGGUAGACGUGCGUGUCCCCAACUUUAACCCCCCCUCGGGGUUAUCAUGCGACCUUGACACCAUGUGACCCUGUUUCCCCAGCCCUCAGUCGUCCCACUGGCUGAGAUGGAGUGGAGAGAGAGAGAGACCUCAUGUGCACUGUGCUUCUCUGUUUUUCGUCCUUUCCUUCAGUGGCCUGUUCAUUCCAUAUCAUACCUUUCUUUGCCUAAAUCUAUUUUUUUCCAGGGAUUUUUUUUAAAUAUUUGUUUUUUGGGGAUUUUUUUGGAGGGGGGUGGCUCUGUUCUUCUGAAAUGCACUUCCUUCCAUCCGGUCAGUCUUUGGGAUUGAUUCUCUCACAGUGAAUAUGCUGAUUAUUUAUUGUCUGUUGUGAAUUUUAAUACAUUGCACAGGGUAUGGUGAAAGAGUGCCAUUGGAUUUGCCAGAUAAGUAUAGAAAUGAGAGGAAACAGACUUUCUUACCUGAAAGACAUGAAGGAAAUAAUGAGGUUAAACUAAGUAGAGUUUUUUUGCCAGCAUUCUGCUUUCUUGAGUCAAUUUUUAGAGUCAACUUUAACUCAAAUACAUAUCUGCGAUGAUUAUCAAUGAUGUGUGUUUAAAAUCAUGUGUGAAUACAAGAUCAUGGUUGUUUGCGAUUGACUGUAACUGGGUAUGUUUUUGUCAGUAAGAUCGCUGUGGCCAUAUGUUGAUAAGCUAAAUUGAAGUGUAUAUAUCAGCAAAUCGUGCUUUUCAAAAUGUACAUUACACUACAUGCCAAAUCCUAAUAGUAUCGCGCUAAAAUAAAACUUCCUUUGUGUUUGUGUGUUACUGAAUUAUUCGUCAUUCAAAGUAAAGACAUGAUGUUGCCUUAAAUAUAUAUUUAAAAUGCAGUUCAUAGAUCCUUAAAACUACGUCAAGAACAGGCUGUAUAUCAAUCCACUUUCCCUCAGUUCACAGAGAGCUGGAGUCACUAUUCAACGUUUAAGAUGAAGUAUACAUGAGGUGUUUCGUUCUCUGCAAAAUAUCAGAAGUAUCGUAGUGAUGUCUCGCCAUGGCUUGUCACACUGAUGAGGUCCUUAUGACUUUUGUGAUGCUGAAAAUGAACCAAAGGUAUAUCUGGCUUUUCCUCCUUUUGUACAAAACAUGAAACUAUUUCACCAUUCCUCUCUUGUUACACACCACAAUACACGCCAGUGUUUUAACAUGAACAGAUCUCGUAGUGAUCCUUCACAUGGAGGCUUCCCUGCUUUAUGUGCCAUCCAUUAGACAGAUUAUGCUAGGAUUAUAUUAGAUUUGUGUUUUAAAUGUUUUUUUGUUGUUGUUUUUUUGUUUGUUCCCGAAGACCUGCUACUUUUAUAAUGUAUGCCUGUCUCCUACAGGUUUGUGAAGCUUCUAGAGUGUCACUAUGUGCAUGUAAGCCUUCGCCAUGGCAACCAAACCUUAAACGGCCCUUCUCCACAGUUGAUAGGCUGAUAU
This is a messenger RNA of Alosa sapidissima (American shad), 4553 nucleotides long. It is a transcript of the gene rap1gapa, whose product is annotated as RAP1 GTPase activating protein a. Lineage: Eukaryota; Metazoa; Chordata; Actinopteri; Clupeiformes; Clupeidae. Gene Ontology annotation, biological process: activation of GTPase activity; regulation of small GTPase mediated signal transduction. The coding region runs from base 662 to 2947 and encodes 761 amino acids. The transcript is spliced from 25 exons. The record is from RefSeq and is a predicted model, not a curated record. Gene Ontology annotation, cellular component: cytoplasm. Gene Ontology annotation, molecular function: GTPase activator activity.